Molecule: messenger RNA, 2946 nt
Organism: Myxocyprinus asiaticus (Chinese sucker)
Lineage: Eukaryota; Metazoa; Chordata; Actinopteri; Cypriniformes; Catostomidae
Exons: 10
Coding region: 199-1212 (337 amino acids)
Biological process (GO): T cell activation; positive regulation of ERK1 and ERK2 cascade; interleukin-15-mediated signaling pathway
Cellular component (GO): membrane raft; external side of plasma membrane
Molecular function (GO): MHC class II protein binding; protein tyrosine kinase binding
Source: RefSeq, a predicted model, not a curated record
UGUACUUCUAUUAUAAGGACCUGACAGAGCUCAAUCUCUUCUAAAAAUCUUCAUUUGUGUUCUGCUGAAGAAAGACAGUCAUACACAUCUGGAAUGGCAUCAGGGUCAGAGGAAGUUAUAAACCACAGGAAGGGCUGAUAAUGUUUAAAUGAAGAACAGUAACUACAUCAUGAAGAGAAAGACUGACAGAGACUGAAAAUGUCUAAUAAGUGUCACAUAUGUCUGCUGGUGCUGACAAUUCUCUGCUCACUUCUCAUAGGUAUCAGUGGAGUGAAAGACACUCAUGUGUUCUGCAGUUCUGGUGAAAAUGUCAUUCUGCCCUGUAAUAAUGCCCGUUCUGACUGCAACACAACUGCAUGGAACUAUAAUAGAAAUAGAAAUUCAGAGACAUUUGAACUGUUUGCUGGAGGGAUGAAGAAGAAUAACACAGAGAGACAUGAGAGACUGAGUCUGGGGUCUGACUGCUCUCUGAACAUCUAUAAAGCCUCAAAAGAAGAUUAUGGAUCUUACACCUGUCAGCAAUAUGUGAAUGGACAUCAACAAGGAAAUGAUGCACGUGUUUAUCUGCAUGUUCUUCACGUUUCUGUUUCAGUCUCUCCAUCAUCCACACAGACUGAGAUAAGACCAGGCCGCUCUGUGACUCUCUCCUGUCAGUUGAUUUUAUAUGAUGGAGUUUUGUGUGAUACUUUGGUCAGUUUUGAGAGAAUUCAGCUGUUGUGGGUGAAUCAGAUUGGUGUUGAUCUGCAGAAAGACUCCAGAUAUCAGAUAUCAUCAGGACACUGUAUCAGCACUCUGACUACAACACUCCUGAAUGAAGACAACAACAGAGAGUGGAGAUGUCAAGUUAAUAACGGAACUAAAGUGGAGACCUCAGUUAGCUAUUCUGUCAAGUAUUUGGCUCCAACUGAUACAACAUCUGUGAGUUCAGUCACCACCCCAAACAUUGCAACUUCUACAACUAUAUAUAACAAACUAUCUUCAGUCUCCACCCCAGUCUCUGAAAGGACCUCAACUUCCAAAGCACCAGUAUCUCCAUCACAACAAGUGAUUGUGAUUGUUGUUGUGAUUGCUGCAUUAGCUGUUCUCCUUCCUGCUGUUCUUCUAUGUGUGAUCCUGAAAAAGAGAGCUGGUAAUAGAAGAGAGGUUCACUCCAAUUCUUCCCCAGGUGCAAAUGAGCAGACCACUGUUGAGUUCAUUCUGAUGAUAAAGUGACUUACGCUUCCAUCAGAGGAGCAACAGCUGGACCCCACGGAGGACUGCAGUGAACUUUAUACCACACUGAACAAGAUUGUUUGCAAAUAAAUCAAACAAACAAACAAGCAGUUAAUAAUUACACAAAGCAACACCGCAUGACCCUAAAAUAUAAAAUAUAUAAAAUAAAAUAUAGAGAAAUAUGAACCUUGUAAAAUGUAUUCCAAACAGUUUAAUUCAAUGCCAUUACAAAUAUUGUAUUUCAAAUGUUUAUCUAGCAUUUUGAUGUCUAGGGAUUUGUCUCGAGGUCUGACCCUCACUUUAAAAUAAUGGUCCAAAUCAUUAGUAAUUUCUUCAUAUUUACGUGCUAACAUUUGAUUAAUUACUUAUGGGUUACCAAAAUUAUUUUAAAAAGACCCCCAGCAAUAUCUAACAUGCCGAAGUUAAUAAUUUGUAAUGAACAGAAGAGAUAUCCCAAGGAAUACACAGGUUGGGCACAUACAUCCCUAUAUUUCUGUAAGGUAAGCUGACUAUGAUACUCUACCAGACACUGUAGUCUUGAUUUAGAGAGCUAUUACGUUCAAUAAUUAAUUUCCACAAAGAACGCAUGUGAGACGCAUGUUUCUCUGAAGGCGCAUUUCAUGAUCUUGUUCACAAUAAAAACAUAAUCAUUCAAAUUUUAGACACAUGUUAAUGUUUUGAUUAGUAAUUAAUUAGUAGUUAUUUUUUAAUAAGCCAUAAUUAGUUAAUAGUUCUCAAUGAGGCAAAUCAAAUUCAGUAAUUAUUGAUUACCUAACAGUGAACUACCUCAGUCAUCAGUUCACUAUUACUUACUGAUUAGUUAAUCAUGUUUCCUAUUAGUUAAUAGUAGUAACUAAAGUGUUAAUGUAGUACUACUCAUUUGUCCUGCAUUAAUUCCUGCAUAAUUACUUAUUAAUGACAGACCAUUAUUAUAAAGUGUUACCAAGAAUUCUGUAGCAAAGUUUGAUUCUGUUUUUGCUAAUACAACAAGUUGAAUAUGAUUUGAUUUUUUAAAAUAAAUAUAGAAUCAAAUUAUUGCUCUCACUUUAAUAUUUAUAUUAAAGUGAGAGCAAUAUAAAUACCAGUUCAAUUGUCUGAUGUUCUCACACUCUAAUGAGAGGGCACUUGCUUGCUUAUUCCACCUGACAAGGGUAAUACAAAAGCAACCCCCUGCUUGUUUCAUGUAUAUCUUCAUACACUUUAGCCUAUGUAAUGGAGAGCCCCAUCUGUGAGUCCCAACCACUCUCCUGGAGGAUCACAUGAGCCCCUGAACUUCCACUGUUGUUGCAUGAUCUCAUAUGAAUCAGAAGCGCCCCCUCUUGAAAACCUAAACACCAUGGAGAAACCUGUAGUUUCAUCACUAAACUCAGCAAAAUGCUAUGGAGGGCCCCUUCCUCCAUCUUCCGGCCCAUGAGCCCUUUGAGGUCCACUGUUGUUAACAUCACCUCUAACCAAGAUGUAAAUACUACAAGGGACUGAGUUAUUGCACAACAGUUACAUGAAAGUUACAUGUUUAUAACUGAAUCAAAAUCAUUUAAUUGAGAAAGUUUACUGAUGACAGAAUGUUCUCCAUAAUUUCAAAGGCAGAAGUCAACAAUAACAGGUUGACAAUGAAUUCAUGGACCUAACCCCUUUUUCUUUUAUUGUGUACUGUAUUUCAUUUUCUUAUCUCUUAUCUUAUUGUAUGCACUUAAAGUACAUAUGUAUGUAUCUAGUGGUUUCUAAAUGUUGUUU